UUUUCCUGACGUUGUCACAGGAGCCGCUCGUCAGUGAGAGACCCGGCGGAGUGAUCGCUCUACAUGUCAUCAGGUUGUUUCUAACUUCCUGCGAAGGUCACAGAGGAACCGUGUGUGUGUGUGUUCGCACUGAUGCCGGGACGCUGCUGUUAGUUAAAGCUGUGACGGUCGCUCAGUGUGUGAGUGUGUGUGUGUGUGAGAGAGAGAGAGAGAGAGUGUGUGUGUGUGAGCCUCCCGGUCCGUCUCUCUCCGGCUCGACCCAAUGCUUCUGCAUCAGUUUAUGAACGGAGCCCUGGAAGUCAUGCAUCCCACCGCGCUGCAGAAAGACACCACCUUCACCAAGAUCUUCGUCGGCGGGCUGCCCUAUCACACCAAUGACGCGUCACUUCGGAAAUAUUUCGAGACUUUCGGGGACAUCGACGAGGCGGUGGUGAUAACGGACAGGCAGACCGGUAAAUCCAGAGGAUACGGCUUUGUGACGAUGACAGACCGAGGAGCAGCCGAGAGAGCCUGCAAGGAUCCCAACCCUAUCAUCGAUGGUAGGAAGGCCAACGUCAACCUGGCAUACCUGGGAGCCAAGCCUCGCAGCAUACAGACAGGCAUAUCCAUCGGAGUACAGCCCAUUCACCCAGCACUCAUCCAGAGGCAGUAUGGCUGACCAGUGCCCCAGCAGAGGAUCAGAAGAUGCCCACAGUGCAGGAGGCGGUUUGACAGAAAAUGUCUGUCUGUCCGUCCCAUGCCCUCCUCCCUCAGCCAGCCUCUCUCCAAGGUGCCAGUGAUGGCUUGAGAGUGCAGUGCC
Paralichthys olivaceus (Japanese flounder) is the source of this 799-nucleotide messenger RNA. NCBI's taxonomy places the organism in Eukaryota, Metazoa, Chordata, Actinopteri, Pleuronectiformes, Paralichthyidae. The record is from RefSeq and is a predicted model, not a curated record.